UAAAAUAUGUAUAUCCAAUAAUAAACUCACCUCCAAAAUACAUUCUCUUUAGGUCCCACCCAUUAAAAUUAAGCCUUGUUUGAACAGCAGCAUGAGGGUCCUUCUAGGCGCGGAAUGCGUUCUGAAUAUUUGCAGGCACAGGGUACGAUGGUACAGAAAAUCGCAUUUGCCUUCAAAGAAACUCUACGAUAUGGAAAUAAAAGGGUUGGAGGCCCGACAGUUUAAAAUCUUUCAACGCUUAAAAUCAGGCAGAGGAAAAGAACCAGAAACUCCAGCCUUGGAGAUAUUCUGUCAAGCAUUGGCAUCAGCAAAAAAAACAGGCGAUGUUGGGAAGUCUAAAAAACCUAUCACCAAUAGUUCCGAGGGUCAGGUACCUACUGGUUCCAUUAGCCCGACUUUAAAGAUAAAUCCUAGCAUUACUUCUACCAUAAAAGUAAACAACCAAACUCAAUCCAUCAGCCAAUCAGAACCACUUCUAGCCGAAUUGAAAACACCGGAAAUCUUUAAAUGCAAAAACUGCUUUGAAUAUAAUUCUGUAACAAACCAAUGUUCUUCAGAAAUGAUGAUUGUAAACUGUAAGGAUUGUAAUGGAGAUGAUACCGAUCUCACCAAAGAGCCAAUCAAGGGAAUGGCUAUGGCAAAUAGUGAGAAUCAAUCAUAUAGUGUUAUAAAAGAUCUUUCGAAAUCUCCUCCCAAACCAACCGUUAGCCAAGCUCCAUCGCCGAAAAUUGCUGCUCCACCAAAUCCUAAAACACCAGAUCAAUCGCCUCUUGCCGAAAGAUUUGCAAUGCCACAAAAAUUAGCUUUUCCCAUAGGAAGAAAUCCCUGUGUUGAUGGAAAAAAAGAUGCCAAAGAAUCUAAGUGUCCGCCACCGAAACCGAAACCAAAAUCAUGCGGGUCAGCGAAGGAUGAACUGAAGCCUCCGAAAGGAGAAACUUCAACUAAGUCGAAAGCCCCCAUUAAAACACUUCCCUUGGUUGAAACAAAAGCAGCGGAAAAGCAAAAUGAUCCUCUUAGUGCCAAGCCUAAAGAGAUGCCAAAAGCACCACCACCAAGUGUGGGUGUUUCCGGAACACAAGAUGCUUCUUUUCCAAGGGGAAGAAACCCCUGUAUAGACGGUAAAAAAGAAGCUAAAGAAUUAAAAUGUCCAGCGACAAAGCCUGAGCCAAAAAAGAACAAAGCUAAGAAAUGUGAUAAAGAAAAACCUAAAAAACUGGUUAGAAAAUGUGGACAAGAAACAAAAAAAGAAAAGAAGAAAGAAUCUCCGGUUAAAGGGGCAGCUCCUAAAUCUAUGCCCAAAUCUCCUGAACCUGUUGAACCCAAAACAAAACCUAAAAAAAAACCUUUGCGACAGGGUGCUGUGGAUCCAAAGGAAACUCAAAUGAAGCCAACUAAACCUCCAGUUAAAGCCAAAGCUCCUCCAAAAUCAGCUCCUAAGAAGGAAGAGCUACCACCGCUGCCAUCUGACAGCUUUUCCAUGCCGCUCAUGUCGGCUUUUCCCAUGGGAAGAAAUCCUUGUCGCGAUGGUCCAAGAGGAGCAGGUAAAGGUAAAGAUGCUAGCCCCUGCGGUGUCAAAAUCACUCCCUGCGCGUCCAAAACAAACUCCUGCACUUCCUUAAACACUAAACCAGAAAGGGAAGAUAAGCUACCAGUUCCCCCAAACCCGAGUAAGUCUCCAGCUAAAAAGGAAUCUUCUAAGUCUUCCGUACCACCAACAGUAAAGGAAAUCAAAGAAAAUGUUUUAGAGAAAAAGAAGAAACCUUCUAAAGGAUGCAACACCCCCAUCCAAUUCCUCCAGCAGCAAAGACUACUCCACCGCCUCCAGCUGCCAAGGCUCCUUCAAAAUCUUCCUCAGCCACUAGCCAAAGAACAAAGUAAAAGUCCUGAGGUUCUUUUACAAGAAAAAAUCAAAUCUUCUUCUAUGCCACCUUCAUCAGAAAGCAUUCCAAUGGCAAAAGAGGUUCCAAAGAACUGUUCGAAAAAAGUUCCCAAAAGCAGCGAAUCCAGCGACUUAAAAAGAAGUUCCGAGAUAAAAAAGUUCCCGGCUCUUCCACUGAAACAAAGUCUAGCCAGUUAUAUAAGUAGUAUUGAACCCUUUCUCACUGAAGAGGAAUUCAAGGAGGAACAGAAAAUUACCAAGGAUUUCGGGGAGAAUGAGGGCGUCGAACUCCAGCGGCUGCUGGAGGCAGAGGCUGAACGUUGCAGCAACUGGCUGACUCCAAGGUGGACACGUUCUGCCUACUUGAGCUAUCGUGCUCCGCUGACUAUCUUCUCUAGUCCGGGUCUAGCAUUUCCCAUUCAAGUGUUCAACGAACCUACGGAUUUUCUAAACUUUACAGCUAAAGCAAUUUAUGGUAUUUGUGAAUUCAAAAAUUUAGUAGACAAAAAUCAAAUUCCAGAGGUCAAAAUGGGCAGAAACUCUUUGGAUAACAGUCAAUUCUUCAAAAUCUUUGGAACGAUUCGUAAACCAGGACGAUUUUGUGAUACCAUUGAGCAGUUUAAUGAUUCCAAUUAUAUAGUAGUUGUCUAUAAUAAUAAUUAUUUUAAGAUGCCCAUUUUUUUGGAAAAUGGAAAAUGUUUGCCUGUUCCCAGCAUAAUGGAAGCCCUGGAAAGGAUUAUGAACUGUCCCGUGGAGAAGGGCGAACCCUUUGGCGUGCUAACCCACGACAACAGGAGCAAUUGGGCCGAGGCCUAUACGGCGCUUAGGUGUCCGCAUGGAAACGCCGAUACUGUUGAUAUCAUCGAGGAAUCUCUGUUCCUGGUCUGCUUAGACAAAUGUGUGGAUGUUCCUGACGGAAAGGAUAGAAGUGUGCAGGCCCAUCAGCUACUCCAUGGUGGUGGUCUAAAGCAAAAUAGCGCCAAUCGUUGGAUGGACAAGGCAAUCCAACUGGUGGUCAACCCAAAUGGUUUGGCUGGAUUCUGCUAUGAGCAUUCUCCCGCCGACUGCCAGCCACUGGCCAUGCUAAUGGACUUUGUGCAGGAGAAAGUGCAAAAUGAGGAAUAUGGUUACGAAGAAACCGAAACCGAUUCGAACAAGGAUGUUCCUUUGACCCUUCUGAAGUUUCAACCCGUGAAUGAGUGCAUCAAUUUGUGGAUGUGUGAGGCAAAGCGAACUAUCAACAAGCUCUCCAGUAAACUGCAGAUGAAUGUGUUUCAGUUUGAGUGUCAUGGAAAGUGUUUCAUAAAGGCCCAGGGUCUUAAUCCGGAUAGCUACAUCCAGUUGGCCCUAAGUCUGGCCUACUACUCCAUGCACAAAGAUAUACCCGCUCAGUAUGAGUCGGCGCAUUUAAGGAUUUUCUGUGAAGGACGCACCGAAACCAUAAGAUCCACCUCUAACCAUUCGAAGGCCUUUGUCCUGGCCAUGCAAUCGAAGGAGACGUCGAUAAAUGAGAAGUUAGAAACUCUUCAGAAGGCAGUGGAUGCCCACGAAACGUUGACCAAAGAGGCCAUCAGUGGACAGGGCAUCGAUCGGCAUUUGUUUGGGCUGCAAGAGAUGGCCCUGGAAAAUUCCAUGCCACUGCCGGAGUUCUUUUUAUCCAAGGGUUUUAUGAAAUCGGUUACCUUUCAGCUUUUCACCUCUCAAGUGGCCACGUCCCACGACGGGUUCAUGUCAUUCGGACCACUAAUAUUCAAUGGCUAUGGCGUCUGUUAUAAUCUUCACGAUGACAAGGUAACCUUCUCCAUCUCCUCUUGGGAAACUUGCCCAGAAAUAAGCUCGGUUAAGUACAGUAAAGCUAUCAAAAGAUCCCUGAACGACAUGAGAAGACUUAUCCUGCAAACGGGCGGUGACUGUGUUGGUCAGAAUCCCUGCAAAUGUGAUUAAUUCACGCCUUAGAAGGACAACUCUUAUAGAGAUUCGGUUAGCUGCUACCCUCUUGUGUUUCGUUUCAUAACAAGGCAAAUACAUAUUCGUCAUAUUUCCAAUGCAUUAA
Drosophila eugracilis is the source of this 3932-nucleotide messenger RNA. RefSeq lists its product as uncharacterized. Gene Ontology annotation, molecular function: carnitine O-acetyltransferase activity. Gene Ontology annotation, biological process: carnitine metabolic process, CoA-linked. Lineage: Eukaryota; Metazoa; Arthropoda; Insecta; Diptera; Drosophilidae. The record is from RefSeq and is a predicted model, not a curated record. Gene Ontology annotation, cellular component: peroxisome.